Physeter macrocephalus (sperm whale) is the source of this 5781-nucleotide messenger RNA. RefSeq names its product receptor interacting serine/threonine kinase 1 (gene RIPK1). Gene Ontology annotation, biological process: protein phosphorylation; signal transduction. The transcript is spliced from 10 exons. The record is from RefSeq and is a predicted model, not a curated record. Bases 16 to 2019 code for a protein of 667 amino acids. NCBI's taxonomy places the organism in Eukaryota, Metazoa, Chordata, Mammalia, Artiodactyla, Physeteridae. Gene Ontology annotation, cellular component: cytoplasm. Gene Ontology annotation, molecular function: ATP binding; protein binding; protein kinase activity.
AGAAGGAAACCAGACAUGUCCUUGGAUGACAUUGAGAUGAACUCUACUGACUUCCUGGAGCGGGAGGGUCUGGACAGCGGGGGCUUCGGAAAGGUGUCUCUGUGUUUACACAGAUCCCACGGACUCGUGGUCCUGAAGAAGGUGUACACGGGCCCCAAGCGCACCGAGUACAACGAGGCCCUCCUGGAGGAGGGCAGGAUGAGGCACAGGCUGCGGCACAGCCGCGUGGUGAAGCUGCUGGGCGUCAUCAUGGAGGAGGGGAACUACUCGCUGGUGAUGGAGUACGUGGAGAAGGGCGACCUCACGCACGUGCUCAAGGCCCAGAUCAGUAUCCCUCUCUCUGUGAAAGGAAGGAUAAUUAUGGAGACCAUUGAAGGAAUGCGCUACUUACACAAAGAAGGUGUAAUACACAAGGACCUCAAGCCUGAAAAUAUCCUCCUCGAUGGUGACUUUCACAUUAAGAUAGCUGACCUUGGCUUUGCCUCCCUUAAGACGUGGAAUGAGCUGAUGAAAGAGGAGCUUACCGCGCAGAGGAGAGGGAACAGCAGCACGAAGAGCGGCGGCACCCUCCACUACAUGGCCCCCGAGCAUCUGAACGACGCCAACUCGAGGCCCUCGGAGAAGUCAGACGUGUUCAGCUUCGCCAUGGUGCUCUGGGCCGUCUUUGCCAAUAAGGAGCCAUAUGAAGGUGCUAUCUGUGAGCAGCAGCUGACAAUGCACAUUAAAUCUGGGAACAGGCCAGCUGUGGAGGACGUCACUGAGCAGUGCCCGCAGGAGGCUAUCAGCAUCAUGAAGCAGUGCUGGGCGGUGAAUCCAGAAGAUCGGCCAACGUUUGCUGGCAUUGAAGAGAAAUUUAGGCCUUUUUAUUUAAAUCAAUUAGAAGAACAUGUAGAAGAGGACGUGAAGAGUUUAAAGAAAGAGUAUCCGGGCCAAAAUGAAAUUGUAAAGAGAAUGAAGUCUCUCCAAAUUGAUUGUGUAGCAAUAUCUCCAAGCAGGUCAAAUUCAGCCACAGAACAGCCCGGUUCGCUGCACAGCUCACGGGGAUUCGGGUCGGGUCCUGUGGAGGACUCCUGGUUCGCCCCCGCCCCAGAGCAGCAGCGGGAGUGGCAGGAGGACGUCCGACUGCACAGCAAGCUCCAGGAGGAGGCCCGCUACCAUCUCUACGGCAGCCGCAUGGACAGGCACACAGAAGAGCGGCCCGGAUGGGACGUGGCUGACAGCGGACAGGAAGAGAGGCGACGGAGGGUCUCCCAUGACCCUUUUGCGCAGCAGAGGCCUUGCGAGGACGCUCGGCGCCCAGGGCUAAAAGGCCUUGCUAACCCCGGCGCAGCCCAUCAUGGGGGUGCGGUUCAGCAACCAGCAGGGCUCACCAGCCAACCCCAGUUACUAUACUGGAGAAAUGGGCUGUGUCCAUCACCCGGUUUGGGAGCAAGACCAGUGGAUCUGAGAGCCGCAGGUCCCGGAGUUUGCUGCGGGCCACAUCCAGGCCACACGCCAAGCCUGCAUAAAACUCCCGUGCCUGAGACCCACCCACUGGGAAACACACCCACCAUUCCAUUCAGCUCCUUGCCAUCAAGAGAUGAGUCUUUAAAAUAUAGCAUAUACAACAGUUCUGGCGUUCAGAUCGGAAAAAAUAAUUACAUGGAGAUUGGCGGAAUGGGUUCACUGGUGCUGGACGGCACGUACAUGAGCCUGAAAGACGCCCCAGCUUCUCAGUACCAAGAUAUCUUUGAUAAUACCACUAGUCUGACUGAUAAACACCUGGACCCAGUCAGAGAAAAUCUGGGCAAGCACUGGAAAAACUUUGCCCGUAAGCUGGGCUUCUCUCAAUCUCAGAUUGAUGAAAUUGACCAUGACUAUGAGCGAGAUGGACUGAAAGAAAAGGUUUACCAGAUGCUCCAGAAGUGGCUGAUGAGGGAGGGCAGCAAAGGGGCCACGGUGGGAAAGCUGGCCUGUGCGCUCCACCGGUGCUCCAGGACAGACCUGCUGAACUGCUUGAUCCACGCCAGCCAGGACUAAGCCCGCGGGGCUCCUGCAGCAUGGGGUCGUCUCCCCACCUGGUGAGCGACCCACCCAGAGCCUGCUGCCUCAGGAGGUUCAGAGUUCUUUCCUCGCUGAUGUGGGUUCUGUGCCUAAAAAUCAUUUCCUGCCUUUCAUAGCUGGAGGAUGGGAAAAGAAAUCUACAGCAAACAACCCACUACACAGGAAGACCUGUUCAGGGCCAAGGUCCAGUCAAAAAAGAAGCCUAAGAGCGUUUUGAAAGGGAGAGAGAUUUAAGGGAGAUCAUUUUCUUUCAGAUUAUUCCAUAACCUUCAGUGAUGCUGUUUAUUCAGUUUCUUGAAGUUUUGCUUGAGCAAGGAAAAAAAAAAUUCAGAGAAUAUAAAUCAGCUUUCUAAUUCUGCACUGUCUUCUCUACAUAGGCUCCUGUUAUAACCGAAGCACUGUAAAAUGCUGCAUUCUCGUCAAAUGGGAUUUUUUUGUAUCACAACCACAGCUCAUUCCAGAAUUACAGGGUCUCUUAACUUCAGGAUCAAAUUCUGUAUCAUUCACUACAGGCUUCAGGAGUUACAUGCUGUCUUCACUCUAAAUUAACGGAAGGAAGCGAUUUUCAGGAGUACAAACAAGGGGGAAGAAGAGAGAACAAAAAUAGCAGACUUUCCCAGGCUGCCACUGCACAGAUUGCUACUAAUUCUGAUGAGUACAAAGGUUCUUUCCUAGCCUUCUGACACUCCAGGUACUUUUCCAACCUGCGUGCCCUGAAGAGGGAGCAGGUGUGCUGGGAGUAUUGAGCGCUUCACCCCUGGCUACGCCUGGAGCCUCAGGGCAGGUCGGGGUUGGGCAGCUUCCUCAGUGUACCCCAGGGUACUGUGGAAGUAGUUUCGUUUCCUCUGUGAGCCAGGCUGCACGAGGACAGGCUCCGAGUCUGCUAGUUGUGCCUGCAGCACUCAACCUUUCAAAGCCCACCUGAAACCAAGAAGGAGUGAAGGCACUCGAGGGCCAGGAGACUGACGUGACCAGGCCACCCAGCAUCGCUGCCGCCCUUUGCUCGGCAGAGCAGGUGUGCCACUGUGCUCGGCCCUCCCGGGAGGGAGGCACACAGGAUGCGGUAACGUCAUCUGGCUGCCAGAACCGAUCCUAGUGCUUGGUGGGUUCGUAACAGUAUGGUUGGUUCUGAUAAUAAAUCUCCUCCAGUCCCGGCAGAGAGAGAGACACACACACACGCACGCACACACACACGCACGCACGCACACACACACACACACACACACACACACACACACACACACACACACACUAGCCCCUUGUGUGGAGGGCCGUCCGUGCACCGUAGGGCACUUGGAAGCAGCGCUGGCCUCUCCCUGUGAGAUGCCACUAGUGCUCUUCUCCCCUCCUCCCAUCCUAGCAGUGGCAAACAGCAAUGUCUCUGGACAUCUCCAGAUGUUCCCUGGAGGGGCAAAACUGCCCUAGUUGAAGACAGCACUGCUAAAAAGUAGUGAGCCUGUUUUCCUACCCACACAUAUCCAGGCUCACCACUUCGUUGCCACACAGCAUUGGAUCACAUAGACCAAAAGGACAACUGGAGGGGCAAACAGUCCCAGGCUUGCUGGAGGGGGCUGGAUGAUUUCUUUUCUAAAUGCAUCCCUUGUGCCUCUCUUCUAAAUUCCAAAGAAGUUGCAUGAUCAAUGCUCAGAGGCAAAAAGCACAAGAUAUCUUUAAUGGACUUUAUAAAUAAAAUUUUGUACCUCAAAUAUAAGCCAUGUGUUUGUAUAAAUGAAACAGUUUGAGAUUCUCCACUGUGACUUUACCACAUGGGUUGGCAUUUCCUUUUCACCCCUGCUAUUGGCAGGAGAGGGGAAGCUGCUGAUAAAAGAGGAGCUUCUUGACAUUGCAUUUUGACUUUCAAGAUGAAAAAGCCACUGAUCCGAGAGCCUGCGGCACUGCUGUCCUUCACACCUGGCUCAGAGGCCCUUCCUUCAGCCUCCACUCUCUAAAAACUGGGCUGGAAAGGGCCAAAUUUGUAUCUGAGGUGUUUCAAUGCAAGGCCCAAGCACCACAAAAACACUAGUCUUGGGCAGAAACCAAUUAAAUGAGAUGACACAGACUACAACAUGAGAAAUAAGACUAUCCAUCUUGGCUCCGAAAAAGGUAUUCAGACCCUAAGGUUGAUACUGCUAAAUAAGACCCACUUCCAGAUCACACAUCCUGCUCAGGAGAGCCUCCCCUUGAUGCUAUGGUCAUGGUCUUUGCUCUGGGUCCAUAGUAUGAAGUUAGAUCUUCAGCAACAAGGAGUUAUUUCUCACAGAACAUUUUAAAUAGUAUUUUGAUGUACAUUUUAAUGUGUGUGGUUUAUGUUUUAAAGUUUUUCUAAUUACAAUAAUCAUGUAAAUAAAAAUAGGUCUUUAUAUGGUCAAGGUUUUAGAAGCAUCUGAUUACAAGGAAAUCACUGAAGGAUUAGUUCUGUGGUGUAAUCCAGGUCCAGGUUUCUGAAAUCAAGCAGGCUUAAAUUCCCCUCAGCUGCUCUGGCUGUGUACCUGGGGCCUGCUUCCUAACUUCUCUUAGCCUCAGUUUCCUCAUCUAUAAAUAGGGCAAUAGUACAUAAGGUUUAUGUGAGGAUUAAAAUAAGAUAAUGCAUCACAAGGUGCCUGGCACAAAAAAUAGUUGUUUUUUAAAUUAAUUUUUAUUGGAGUCGAGCUGAUUUACAAUGUUGUAUUAGUUUCAGGUGUACAGCAAAGAGAAUCAGUUACACAUAUACAUACAGCCACUCUUUUUAAGAUUCUUUUCCCAUAGGCCAUUAUAGAGUAUUGAGUAGAGUUCUGUGGGCUAUACAGCAGGUCCUUAUUAGUUAUCUGUUUUACAUAUAGUAGUAUGUAUAUGUCAAUCCCAAUCUCCCGAUUUAUCCUUCCCCCCGUUUUCCCCCGGUAACCAUAAGAUUGUUUUCUACAUCUCUGACUAACAAAUAGUAGUUAUUUUUUAAACUGCACAGUAGCGUUAUACACAGAGCUACUUCUCAAAUGUGUACUUAAAAUUUGUUACACCAAUAGGCUAAACCCUCACCACUACCAUUUUUGCUGACCAGUAGGAUAACUGGUGUUAAAACUGUACAAUUAUUUUUAACCCUGAUCAUCUCUGACAAGAGAUCCCAAUCAACAUUUCAGGAAAACAUAAGGAAAUGUUGACCCCACCCAAGAUUCUGAAAGUCAAACAAUAGUAGCUGGAAUAUUACAUAUUUCUGUUUCUUUCUAUGCAGGAAAUUGAUGUGAUAGCUUUAUGUUGAAAGAACAUAAAUAUUUUAGCAUAACCCAUAUUUAAGCCAAACCUGCCUUUACUGCUCAAGAAACUCCAAUGGGCCAGUGAGGACGCUGCAGGUAAAAGAACUUUCCAUGGCUGUAACACGUAGAAGCACUGUGCCUACAGGACUAUUACAGUGGAAGGGUCUCUGGGAGGAGAAAUUACGUGCAAGGAAGCGGUUGGAAUCUCCAAUUCAAGCCAAGGCUAAGCAGCAGCCACGAACGUGCCAGGUAUUUUCAGUUCAGGUAGGGCAGGAGAGUAGCCAGAAUUAAAGGGUAGUUGUUUUGUUCCCUAUUGAAUCUUUGACUGCAGAUAAUGUUUAUAACCUUUAAAGCUUGAAUUGGUCUGAAGAAGAAAAAGAAUUCAGUAGUGGUGAAAUACACAUAAAAUUUGCCAUCUCAACCGUCUUUAAGUGCAUCGCCUGUAACCUGCUAAGGUCCCGGGCCUGAUGCUCUGGCCACCGAGGCCCCUCCAGCCGCGCGGGUCCUGAGG